AUGGCAAGUUUUGAGAAUGGGUACACCGACAUUUCUUUGGCAGAAGCUACGCUUUCGGAGGAGGACCGAAGCAAAGGCUGGAAAGUGGGCUUCAGCGAGAGAGAACAGAGGGUUUACUUUUAUAACCCUGUUACAUGCGUUACACAGUGGGAGAGUCCGGCCGACAGUUUGACCGAUGGUGCUGCAGCUAUCUCAUCGCAGGCUCCGUCAGAGAUGGAGCAACGACCGAUCCUGCCCAAGUUUCCUAAAGGUCUCAUACCUCCUCCUGCUCCCGUGGCUGCCAAGUUCACGAAGGACAUCGUUAAUCUCUCCACUAUUGAGACAUUGACCAACACCCCACCAAUGUCUACCAAGAGAACGAUGAAUGAGGCCUUUCCUGAAGCUGAAACGGCCCAUACAGCCGCAAAGAAGCCAAGGCGUCAUAUGACGAUGAGGUUGCCGGACAAACUCCCCUCGAUGGAGCAAGAGAUGACAUUCUCGGACGAUGUCCAUGCCGUGCCUCUUGGAGAUAACGGAAACUGGAGACCCUUUUUGGAAGCUUUUCUGAUCAUCGAGUUGUUUGCAGACGUGUGUAGAUUGAUGCUGCCUGGUCCAGAUGGAUGUGACGGAUGUGAUCACAACUAUCCCACCUCGUACCACGCCUGUGUCAAUUACAAGAUGCCUUACCAUUGGAAUAAAGAGGGGAUUGUACAAUAUCUCGAGACAGGGGCCCAAAACCUUCGUAAGCGUAUUUCAAAGGGAAAACUAUGGAACAAAUGGGUAGUGUAUUUUAGUCAUUUGACGGGCGAGUCUCACAUGACUCACCUGGUUCCUUACCGAACCUGGCAGGAAUUUAUCAAAGAACGACUUCCUAUUCAUGUUCAAGACGCCGACUUUUUUCUAGAAACUUACGAGUUAUGGUACGAAAGGGUCCCGGGUACAGACUAUCUCGCAUUGCAGAAUGUGAUUGACGAAUACAACCCCAAUGAUAGGAGAAAGGGGUUUCCAACAUUUUCAGAAGAAUACCAUGAUAUCUAUGGGUACUCGUACGAUCAUGAUUCGGAUGAAGAAGAUUAAUACUGGAUAGAAAGUAGCAUAUUGACGAAGAAUGUAAAGAAUAUUUAAAAUACUUUGCUUAACGUUGCUUGUAUUGUAUGUCAAA
Lytechinus variegatus (green sea urchin) is the source of this 1141-nucleotide messenger RNA. RefSeq lists its product as uncharacterized. Gene Ontology annotation, molecular function: protein binding. The transcript has 3 exons. Lineage: Eukaryota; Metazoa; Echinodermata; Echinoidea; Temnopleuroida; Toxopneustidae. The coding region runs from base 1 to 1056 and encodes 351 amino acids. The record is from RefSeq and is a predicted model, not a curated record.